This is a messenger RNA of Bactrocera neohumeralis, 1271 nucleotides long. RefSeq names its product glucoside xylosyltransferase 1 (gene shams). Gene Ontology annotation, molecular function: UDP-xylosyltransferase activity. The record is from RefSeq and is a predicted model, not a curated record. NCBI's taxonomy places the organism in Eukaryota, Metazoa, Arthropoda, Insecta, Diptera, Tephritidae. Bases 58 to 1161 code for a protein of 367 amino acids. The transcript is spliced from 4 exons. Gene Ontology annotation, biological process: protein O-linked glycosylation via N-acetylgalactosamine.
UAUCUUAAGUUUGUUAUAUUUAUUUAUUUAUGGAACCGACCAACAAAAAUAUUAAUAAUGCGAAUAAGAUUUAUAAGUAUAAUAUUUCUUCUUUUAAUAAUAUGCUUUUGUGUAGUCUUUAAUCGAAACGUUCUAAAUAUAAAUACUUCGUUAACCAGUAACAUACGUUCUAAAACAGAUUGGUAUGCGUCUCGUCCAUGUUACAAUAUAGCGUUAGUUGUGUGCGGCCAUCGAUUAUGGGAAUCGCUUGUGAUGAUAAAAUCAGUUCUGCUUUUUAACAAAUAUGACAAAAGCAAUUUGCAUUUCUGGAUAUUUUCUGAGGAUAAACUGAUAACUGAAUUUGUUGAGCGUUUGAAUGAUUGGCGAAAUUUAGUGCAUUUCGAAUUUGAUAUACUGCCACUGACUUUUCCAAAAAACAAUAAAGAAGAGUGGAAAUCUCUAUUUAAACCUUGUUCAUCACAGAGGCUGUUUUUGCCGCUGUUACUUCCUCAGGUUGAUUCCGUUUUAUAUGUGGAUACAGAUGUUAUAUUCUUGUCACCUAUAUCAGAUAUUUGGAAAUAUUUUGGACGAUUUAAUGCAUCUCAGUUUGCAGCUCUUACCUCCGAACAUGAAGAUGAAAACAUGGGUUGGUACAAUCGGUUUGCACGACAUCCUUACUAUGGUCGCAUGGGAGUAAAUUCAGGAGUAAUGCUAAUGAACCUUACUCGUAUGCGCAUUCACAAUUGGGUCUCACAUAUAGUUCCCAUAUACAAUGAGUACAAGCUACGUAUCACGUGGGGUGAUCAAGAUAUCAUUAAUGUAUUUUUUUAUUACAGUCCAGAUGCGCUUUUACUUCUACCUUGUCAGUACAACUACCGACCAGAUCAUUGCAUGUAUAUAAGUGUUUGUAAUGUAUCCGUUGAAGGAAUAAAACUAAUGCACGGCAAUAGGGGUUACUUCCAUUCUAAUAAGCAGCCCUUGUUUAAGGCAGUGUAUGAAACAGUAGAAAGCUACAAGAUUGAUUCAAAUCCAUACUUAAAUUUUGUAAUACCAUUAAAAGCAUCAUUAAAUGAUAAUGUCGUAAAAGAAACAAGUUGUGGCCUACUAACUGAAGAAACUAUCCUUAUCGCAAAUAAAAUAUUUGGAAGAUAUCAAUCGUUAAAAUAUACUCGUAAAAUUUAAUUUAUUUAUUUAGUCAUAAUAACAAUACUAAUGGUACAGGCCCUAACUUGGGCGAACUUGUUAUUGUUUGGAGAAUAAAUAUCAAAACUGAAGUGUGAGUGCUGUCAUAA